Molecule: messenger RNA, 1767 nt
Organism: Gamsiella multidivaricata
Lineage: Eukaryota; Fungi; Mortierellomycota; Mortierellomycetes; Mortierellales; Mortierellaceae
Exons: 4
Coding region: 1-1767 (588 amino acids)
Biological process (GO): protein phosphorylation
Molecular function (GO): protein kinase activity; ATP binding
Source: RefSeq, a predicted model, not a curated record
AUGCCCGACCUCCUUUUCUUUUGUCUCUCCGACGGAGAACCCAUGUCGAACGCGUUUCCAGUCUCGAUACCAUCUACGAACGCCAUCGGUAACCUCAAGGAGCUCAUCAAGGCCAAGAAGACGCCAAAAUUUGACGACCUCGCAGCAGAUGAGCUCACGCUCUGGCGUGUCUCGGUUCGAAUCACGGACGACGAUGAACUUCCCAUCGUACUCAGCACCCUGAAGGAGAAUGAGAAGAAGAAACUCUGCCCAACGACUCGUCUCCCCAAGGUCUUCACAGAAGAGCCACCUGAAGAAGCAAUCCACAUCAUUGCGCAGCGACCAUCACCAGUUCAAUAUACAGAUCUUAUAUCAGAGUACCAGUUCGUGCAACGUGCUUUCGAACCUGUCACCGACAUACACCAAAGGGUGCAUGGAAUGAUGACCGACACGACUCGUACAUACUCGUUGACCCCUACGUUAGUUGCCGUGUGGGAUGGCUUUUUAACCCUGGUGUGCCAAAUGCAACUUAAGACUGAGCCAAUCCAUCCACGUCCAAGCUUUCUACCGGUCAGGACGUUUGUGACCGAGCCAAAUCUGCAUGCCGCCUUCCAAUGCGAUGUCGGCUCCGUCCAAAGCUUGCCCCCCUUUGCAAACACUCUCAGCUCCACUGGCCUGCGAUAUAGUGUUCCCGAUCUGGUAUGCUCACGCCAGAAUGACCCCGCCUCGAUAUUGUUUCUGAUCGAAAUGAAAAUGCCCUCCUAUCUGUAUUUGGAUGACGGCACCGGUUAUUCAACCGCUUAUAAGGCACAAGAAUCACGGACACAAGGCCCGGCUGGUGCGCUAAGGCAGAUAUUCGGAUACAUGCGGUUCAACGGGUUUCACUAUGGCGUACUGUCUACCUACAUCCAGACUUGGUUUAUCAAGAGAGUCAAGGAGCGUGAGAACCACAUCCUAGUCUCGCCUACAAUCCAAUACGACAGCACGGAGCCAACACUACUUCAAUGUUACUUGUGGUUGAUCAGAAUGGCAGACAAGGAGGUUAAAUGGCAGCCGGUCAUUCCCGAUAGUCCUACGGUUGACAACAUGCUCGCAAACGAACGGCUUGAAGACGAGAUUGAGGAACGUGAUCCUGACUGGAGGCAAAGCCCUGGCGUAAGCGUUGAACCAGGAACGAAGAGACCUCGUACGCGAAGCAUUGCCAAUGAACAGGCAGGGGUCACGGAACGAGAGCUUACCAAUACCCCUGCCUUCGAAAACAUGGAGCUUAUCGCUCAAGGUGAAGGUGCCCGUACGUUCCGGGCGUCAUGGCCAAACGGGGAUGUUGUGUUUAAGAAAGCCGACAGGUGGAAUCAGCAAGAGGUUGUUCGCGAGUUGGAGCAUGAGGCAAGGGUUUACCAGGUUCUGCAGAAGCUGCAAGGGCAAUGGAUACCCAAGUUGAAGAUAGCCGGAAUAGCAGAUGAACUGGAGAUGAUUCUGGUCACGGAAUUUAUAGGACCUGACCUCUGCGAAGGACGCUUGGAUUUAUCUGAUCGGAAAAAGAUACGGGCGGCACUGUCAGCAAUCCACAGGCUAGGUAUCCUGCAUGGUGAUAUUCGACCGCACAACAUUGUGGCACGGCGCGAUGGUGGAAACUCGCAGUUUUUUUUCAUCGACUUUGGACGUUCGGUAUUCACAAGAGAGAAAAAAUUUCUGAAGCACGAGGCGAAAGAGUUGGAAUCGCUGCUUGGCACAAUGCCUUGGCCAGAAGCAUUGCGUCCCGAGAUAGGAGAAACCCCACCGCUCUGA